AUGCAAGCUCGACGAUCUUCCUCGCCCUCACUGUCUCCGCCGUCAUCGCCUCCAUCUGCUGCCCAGCAUUUCGGCGACGCGAACAGUCCCCGCGAGGCAAUCUCCCCGACCCAGACGCUGUGGACUGCCCCGUCCCCGACUCGAACCCUUGGUUAUUCAAGCCCAGAGCUACCGCCGCUGCCGUCCUUUGCUGCGCUUGGAAACAACCCUCGCACCCCGUCCACGGCUGCUAGGAACGAAAGGACCGAUACCUCCUAUUACACUGCUAGCUGGGGCAGCCCUUACCGUCACCCGCCCCCAGUCUUCAAUUCCCAGCGCCAGGUUUCGACCAACUUUGGGAGCGACGACUUUGAAGGCGAGUCAUCGAUUCUGCAAUUCGGGCUUGGACAUCUUCUUCCGUCUCGACUUGAGAUUGAAGAGGAAUCGCCGAACAGGUUUAACCUUGAGCAUCUCAUUCCUCGCUUAGACCAAAACGCAUCGCCCGUUCAAUUUACUCUUGAGCACCUUAUUCGAUCGCGAGUGCCAAUUCCAACGACACCGACAAAGGACUCACAGAAUCCUGUAGUCACCCCGCGAGCGACCGAUUCGAAUCCGACUUCGGCAGAGUGGGUGCAGCGGUUUUUGGAACGCCGCUGGAAUCGAGAGGCCAACGACUGGCGAAGCGACAACAGCAGUGAGACAGACAAGGAGUCUUCGGAGGACCAGGAAGUCUCGCUUGCGCCUCCGCCCAAGAGAGGGCACAAGCUCCGGAACCAGAACAAGACGUUGAACCAGCAAGACUUCUGGCGACAUUUUAGCAAGGACCAGAAGGACGCAAUCGGCAAGAUGAUGGCCUCAAAGUAUGCUGUGCCUGAUGCGGGCUCGCAUUCUAGAAAAACAUCAGGCGCUGGACCUUCGGAAAAGCGCGCAAUGAAUGAACGCAAUACACAAGUGGGCAAAGUGCCGGCCAGCACUGUCGAGCCCUCGAAGCCAGCAGAACCAAUAUCAGUCAAGCUAGAUGAGAGCCUCAGCAACAAUCCUACAACAGCUUCGGUGGAUAAGCCACUGCCGGAUACCCCUGUCAAGCAAUUGGCACCAGCUGAACCCAUACGUGCGCCUGUACAACGUGUUCGAAAGAAGGUCAUGGUCAAAGGGAAAGGAUGUGUCAUCUCAAUACCACGCGAUAUUCCUCGAGGUAGUCCUGGGUUUCCACCCAAGCCUUUGAGUGAAGAUGCAGUAAACGCAAAGCUACAGCAGCUGCACCAACAGGGCUACGAUACACGCGGUUUCAGUACUGGAGGAUUGGAGCCCCACAACCGUGCCAUCUGGCCGGGUGAAGAGGAUGUACGUGCUGAGCGAGCCAAUGCGGCAUCGCAAUAUCGUGUUCGCAUUUCCAAAAGUUCGGAAUGGAAAGAAUACGUAGACUCACUACUAGAGGCAAAGCUCGCCGCACUGGGUGUCAGCCAAGGAGGCGAAGAAGACAUACCACUGCCCUUGUCAAGAUCAGCUUCGAGCCAGCAACACCCAGGUCAAAUAUUCUCACCACCGCUGCCCACCUCCUCUGCGGGAAGUCAUCGCAUGGCUAGACAAGGGAGCAUCGUGUCCGGGUCGUUCCCAUUUGGACCGUCACCUGGCCACAUGUCUCGGCAGUCAAUUGCCUCGCCUGGUGCUUUUGCGAACCCACGAGCACCCAUGCAUAUGCAUCGCCAUUCGACCUUCGGAUCACCUGCUAGUUUCGCGCACCACGCAAUUUCGCCCUCUGGCACAUGGUCACCUGGUAAUUACUUCGGAUCCCAAGACGGUCGUACUGCAUCGCCUGCGCUACCUUUCAGCCGGUCCGAUAUGGCAAGUAUGCUUUCGCCAGCUUCGCCAUUUGGCAUGCGUCACAACCAGCAGUUCCCUCCAACUCCUGCUCAACAGGAUGACUAUCUUGUACAGAUGCAGAUGCAGCAGCAGCAACUUCAGCAACAACAGCAACAACUUCUCCAACAGCAGCAGCAGCAACAGCUCAUGGGCAUGCGACCAAACUCGACCCUUGCAGAAGUGCCCGAGGAUGAGGAUGAGGAAGAUGAAGUACCAGCCAUGAAGCAUGCCACCAAAACUGCGUCAGAAAUCGCCGUCCCCACACCUCGUGGUCAUCGCCACAAUAUCAGCGAGAACCUCGAGCGUGAGGCUGCCGAUGCUGAAUAUCAUCUAGAGGAGGCCAUAGACAAGCAGUUCGCAGAGGGAGGCGACUUCAGUACAGAGCCCGAGCUCAAGCAUCAGUACAAGCCUUCUAACCCUGUGGUCAACAAGAAGUGGGAGGAUGCACGGCCGGUUCUUCACCAGCCGCAACCACAUAGCCGAGCACAUUCGCUUGCAAAGUCGCAGCAGCCAGUGGCUUUCUCGUUCCCAGCACAGCCAAAUCCGCGGGGCGAGAGUGAUGGUGCUAAGACAAAUGUCUCGGACAUCACGAAUCCAAGUCUAGAAGACGGAGAGGUUUUGCCUAGAGCGCCGGGUUCGGCGCAACACUCACAGGCUACCUCGCAGGUUAGCAAUUCCUGGAAAGAGAACAAGUCCGCGAUCAGCAAGCCUGCAUCUGCUGUUCACAGCAAACACACCUCACGAUCUUCCAUCUCAAGGCUCAACGUCGAGGCUAAGGAGUUCAAGUUCAAUCCUGCUGCAUCUUUCAGCCCUGGAUCCUUCUCAUCGGGCUUCACUUUCUCGCCAGCUGUAAACUCGCCAGCAGACGUGGUGGCACCGCGCAGCAGCAAGCCGAGCAUCGAUGGUAUUUCCAGUUUCAAUGUUACUGCUCCUGCAUUUAAGCCUGAUGCACCUGCUUUCCAGCCGGCAGCUCCCGCAGCCAAACCUGUUGCCGAAGUCCUCAAGUCUGCCGUAGAAGUUCCCGAGUUCAAGCCCAUUGGUCUGAGCGGCAACGCAUUCCCAUCAAGUGGUUUCAACUUCUCCAGUCCGCCAUCCUUCAAACCAGAUGCGCCAGUGUUUAAUCCUAGUGUAUCGGCGUUCAAUCCCAACAAACCCGCACCAGCGCCCACAAGUUUCUCCUCGAAGAUCUUUGGCGACGUUAACUUGUCAGCCAGCGAUAUCGUUAAGCCAGCAUCGCGCUCAAAGGCUGUGCCUAUUGUCCGUCCGGAUCUCACUCGACAGGAGGCCCCCGAACAGAAAGAAGAGGAAGAGCGGGAAGACGAGGAGGGCCGUCCGAUGCAAGCUGAUGGUCGCGAGAAACGUGCUCGACGCGGUCGUGCUGAUGGCGAUGACGUGCCCAAGUUUGCUCUGCAGCCUAUCUUGGCGUCGCAGCCGUUGGCCGAGGUUCCUCAGCUCCAUAUGGAUGAAAUCGAACCUGAGCUCAAGCCGGAGGAAUUGCGAGAAGGUAAGGAGAAUCUCUCGCCGGCCGGCAAGAUGGCCAGAUCAAAGUCAAGAAGCCCGGAACCGUUGCCUCUGGGAGAGCUCAUCGUCGUUGACUCGAAUAAAUCAUCUUUGGAGACUGAAAAGUCAUUGGACAUUCUGGACGAUGACCUGACGCCCGACGCGAGCGACGUACCUACGCCUACCAUCGAAGAACCGGAGCCGGUAAAUAAGAAGCAUGGGCACAAGAGCACGCUCUCAGCCACCGCGAAGGCAUUCGAGUUCAAGCCCCAAUUCGGCGCUGGUUACGAUUUCGGCUUCCACGUUACGAAGCCUUCCCAGACUCAGGAGCCUGCUAAGCGGCAAGUUACUCCUCCGCGUCACAUCAGUCGUAGCCCAGCUACCACGUUUCGACCAAGUGACGACGGAUCUUACAAGACCGCAUUGGAGGGAGGCAGGCAUACACGCUAUCCGGAUAGCGAGAGCGUCGACUUUGAUCCAUUGGGCCACGCAUCCUUUAACGACAUUGAUGCUGUCAUGAAGCACAUGAACCAAGAGGGCUCCGACUUUGGCGUUGAGCGCGACGAAGAUACUUGGGAUCAAUCAUCCCCCCAGAGGACACCACACGAGUUCGAGCGGUCCGACCUUCAACCCAACUUCAAGAUGCGCAGCGACGCGCCUAGCCCCAGUCCUCGACGAAUCUAUGCGCCACGAGACAUGCGAGGCUCCGCAACCUCGGCGCAGGAUCCUUUCGACGACGAACGCGCCGCGCUGGCGUAUGAAUCUCCUGUGCACCGUCUAAACAACGCCGACGACGUGCCCAUAAGUGAUUGGGACGAAGGUCUCCUAACCGAUGGAGAAAACAAGGUUCAGACGCGCAGUCGUUUCUUCGACCAGCACGUUGAUGAGAUCAUGGGCCGCCUUCUAGAGUCCCGUCUUGGCCCACUUGAGCAGAACCUACACGGUAUUCAGGAAGCACUGGCAAUGAUAUCAAAACGCCCAGGUCGUGGUCGUCGAAGCCUGUCAACUGCUGAGCGAGACAGCGAUGCCGAUGACGAGGAUGAGGAUAUUGGCGCCGAUGCCCAUUACCGUCAUCGUUCUCCUCGCAUAGACAGGAAGUUGGAGAAGAUGCGAGCUAUUGUGAGGGAUGCCCUUGAGUCUCACCAAUCACAGGUCGCGUCUAUGCCGUCUACUGCCGUCCAACCACUUGCCUCUGAGCAGAUCCGUGAAAUAUUUGCGGAUGUGCUAGCGGUCCAGCAGUCAGCUGCUCCGACUGCUCAUCAUGUGGAUGCUAACCAGAUCCGCGCUAUUGUUGAGGACGUUGUCGCAUCGAAUAAGCCAUCUAUGCCAGAAGCUGUCACUGAGCCAAUCAAAUUUGACGACAUACGCUCGGUGGUGAUGGAAGCUUUCGCGACUCACGCGCCUCAGCCCAUGCCAUCCCCAGCACCCGAGCAAAUCUGGCCGGACGAUCUCAAGUCUAUCUUUGCGGAGGUUCUGUCAUCCCACCAACCUCCUGCAUUACCAGUUGUGGAACCUGUACAACCUGACACAAUCCGUUCGAUCGUGGCCGAAGCCUUGGCGUCUAGCAAGCCAGCCACGCUUCAGGCUCCUGCAGAUAUUCCUCAGCCUCAGGUCGAUAUGUCCGAGAUCUAUCAAGUCAUCGGCAGUCUGAAAGCCUCCAUUGCGCAGACCACCAACCAUCAGCUCAAGGCCGAUGAUAUCCGUGAGCUAGUAGAGGACGCCCUGCAUCGCCAGAGCCUGGAGAUAGUGACUCAAAAAGAGAGCGAGGCUAUACAGGAGAAGGACGCACGUAUUGCUGAGCUUGAGGCGAUGCUGGCAGAGUCAAAGUCCCGUGCAGAGGAAGAUGCUCAGAUCCGGGGAGCGCUUGAAGUUCGCGAAGCUGACACGUCUCGCCUGCUCAAGAUUACUGAAGAGGAACUCGCUCUUCUGCAACAAGCCGCCGGUCAAGACGAGGAGAAGAUCAGCGUUCUCACAGAGGAGCGCGAUGCUGCUCGUCGUACUUUGGAGACCUACGAGUCUGGUGAUAACGAAGUUCGAGACAAGCUUUCUUCUCUUGACGCCGAGAACGAGCAGCUUAAACUCAAGAACAUCGCACUCGAAAGCUCCGAGGAGGACCUCCAGAAUCGACUCAAGACAGUCACUGCAGAGAACGAGGCACUUGCUACCACGCUCGAAGAGCACCGUCUAUCCGCCAGUAAGUGGCGUUCCGAUCUCCAGCAAGCGCAUGAAGAAAGUGAGCAGUUGCACAAAGCUAUAGGCGAGGCGCGCUUCCAGGCCGAGGAAGCCACGCGUGUUCGCGAAUCAAUGCGUACCAAGCUAGAGAAAUUGCAACAGGAUAUGGUCGCUGCCUCGCAGCAGGUCGCGGCCGAGCGUUCUCAGUGGCACAAGAGCGAGGAGUCCUCUGCGACAAAGUACGAGAUACUCAGCGCCCGGAUUGAGGCUGAAGGUCGAACUCGUGAACGUCUUGAGCGUGAACUUGAGCGACUGGAGACACAAGAGCGCGAGGGUAUGAAGCUUCGAAUCCACCUGGAGCAGACUCAGAAGCAUAACGCCAGGCUUGAAGAGACCGUCGAUCAACUCAGGCAGGAGUCCAUGGAGCACCAGAAAAACGCAGAGAGAUACGAGCGCGAUAUGCGUGAGGCACGGGAUGCUGCUCACGUGGAGAUACGCCGUACUCGCGUGCUCAUGGAGGCCGAUAUUGACGCAGCCAACAACCAGGUCAACAUUGUCCGGCAUGAUCUCGAGAGCGAGAACGCUCGCAUUCGCGCAGAGCUCGACCAGGUCCGUCUCGAUGCCGACACAGCAAAAGAAAAGCACGAGCUAGACCUAGAGGCCGCAUCUGAUGCUAAGAAGCAAGCUAUUCGGGACGCACUCGAGAACAAUAGACACAGCCUCCAGGAGCAGCAACGGACUUUCGAGCGCCAGCUAGAGAACUUGAAGCAAGAACACGCACGUGCAUUGAACUUUGCGCACGAGGACAGGGAGCGUGCCGAGGCCUUCCAUAACGACAGACUCGAUCUGGCCAACUCCAAGGCAGACCAUCUGAGGGACAGGAUUUCUCUACUAGAGGAGAAGCUUCAUGUGGCCAAGGAAGCUGCGAACGCCGCCGCUGCCGCUGCUGCAAAGUCGCCUACAUUCGCAUCAUCAGCACCUGGAGGAUCGGAGAAGAUUUCGCCGCAGGCUCUCCGCGAAUCUAUCGAUGUUCUCCAGCAACAGUUGCAAGAGCGUGAACAGCGAAUCGAGACACUGGAACAUGAGAUGGAAGACUUGGAUACUGAGGCUCCGGCCAAGCUCAAGGAGCGUGAAACUGAGAUCAACUGGCUUCGCGAGCUUCUCGGCGUUCGCAUUGAUGAUUUAAACGAUCUCAUCAACUCUCUCGCUCAGCCUACUUUCGACCGCGAGACUGUUCGCGAUGCGGCGAUUCGUAUUCGGACCAAUCUGCAGAUGGAGCAGUCUGAGAAAGAACGCCUCAUCUCUGGUGGUCAACAGUCUUUCCCCACACUGAGUACGCUCUCCAACUUUGCUUCACCAAAAGCUGUCCAGCUCGCGGCUGCAUUUGGCAACUGGCGCAAAGGUCGUGGAGAAACCGCAUCAGCCCUCGCUGGAACCUCAAAUACCAGCUCGCGCGCCCAGACUCCUUCUCGUACUACUCCACACUCAGCCCAAUCUUUCCUGUCAGGUCUCAUGACUCCUCCCACAUCGAAUCUCCGCCGUACACCGGACCUGCCAUCGUCAAGCUCGCGUCCGCAGAAUGUACGCACCAGCUCAGUCAGCUCGAAAGCUUCGACGGAGAUGGGGUUUCCUGGUCUCGGAAGCAAAACAAGCAAUGUACCGCAGACACCGCCGCUAAUGCGCAAGGCCAACUACGACCAAGACGCGGAGGUUGAGCAAUUCAGUGAGAGCGGAUUCUACGACGACGAGAGCACAGUUGAUAGCGAAAUGACGCCUAUCGCACUGAACUUCGGCCGUGAACUUCAACGAGAGAACUCACGUCAUUAA
This is a messenger RNA of Parastagonospora nodorum SN15, 7341 nucleotides long. RefSeq lists its product as hypothetical. Bases 1 to 7341 code for a protein of 2446 amino acids. The record is from RefSeq and is a predicted model, not a curated record. Gene Ontology annotation, cellular component: cytoskeleton. The transcript has a single exon. Lineage: Eukaryota; Fungi; Ascomycota; Dothideomycetes; Pleosporales; Phaeosphaeriaceae.